Molecule: messenger RNA, 5429 nt
Organism: Trichosurus vulpecula (common brushtail)
Lineage: Eukaryota; Metazoa; Chordata; Mammalia; Diprotodontia; Phalangeridae
Gene: MTA3
Product: metastasis associated 1 family member 3
Exons: 17
Coding region: 446-2230 (594 amino acids)
Biological process (GO): negative regulation of transcription by RNA polymerase II
Cellular component (GO): nucleoplasm; NuRD complex
Molecular function (GO): transcription coactivator activity; chromatin binding; histone deacetylase binding
Source: RefSeq, a predicted model, not a curated record
GGGGGGUGGGAGAGAAGAGAGGGAGGAGGUCCUCUAGGCUGGAAUCAUCCUAAAUUCCUUAAUGGGGCUAAGACCCUGAAAUCGCCAAGCUGUAGACCCCUAGUUCUCUCUCCAGGGUCCCCCCAGGAUUCUCCCCAGCGAUCUCCCGCCAGUCACCCACGCCCGCCCCUUCGAGGGCAGGGCCCUAUUAACCCGUCGCUGGCCCGGGGGGCGGGCCGCUCUCCCCUCCCUCUCCCUCCCCUCCCCCUUCUCUACCUCCUCUCUCACCCUCUCCUUUCCCCUUCCCCCUCCCCUCGGUGAGGCGGUGGCGGCGGCGGCGGCAGCGGCAGCAGCAACAGCAGCAGCAGCCGCGGAGGCGGAGGCUGCUGGGGCUGAAGCGGCGGCAGCGGCGGGCGGGGCUCAGCUCCGGCUCCGGCUCGAGCUCGGGCUCGGCGGGCGGGCGGACAUGGCGGCCAACAUGUACCGGGUCGGAGAUUAUGUCUACUUUGAGAAUUCCUCAAGUAACCCAUAUCUAAUCAGAAGGAUAGAAGAACUUAAUAAGACAGCAAAUGGCAACGUGGAAGCAAAAGUAGUAUGCUUUUAUAGACGGCGAGACAUUUCCAACAGUCUUAUAAUGCUUGCAGACAAGCAUGCUAAAGAAAUUGAAGAAGAAUCUGAAACUUCAAUAGAUGCUGAUUUGACAGACAAACAGAAACAUCAGUUGAAACAUAGAGAACUUUUUUUGUCACGUCAGUAUGAGUCUCUUCCUGCAACACAUAUCAGGGGAAAAUGUAGUGUUGCGCUUCUGAAUGAGACAGAAUCAGUUUUGUCAUAUCUUGAUAAAGAGGAUACCUUUUUCUAUUCUUUGGUUUAUGAUCCUUCAUUGAAAACACUUUUAGCAGACAAAGGGGAAAUCAGAGUAGGACCUAGAUAUCAAGCAGAUAUACCAGACAUGCUCACAGAAGGAGAAGCAGAUGGCAGAGAACAAUCAAAGCUGGAGGUUAAAGUUUGGGACCCAAACAGCCCUCUUACCGAUCGACAGAUUGACCAAUUUUUAGUUGUAGCACGUGCUGUUGGAACAUUUGCUCGAGCCCUGGAUUGCAGUAGUUCAGUCAGACAGCCCAGUUUACAUAUGAGUGCUGCAGCUGCUUCCCGAGACAUCACUCUGUUCCAUGCUAUGGACACAUUAUACAGACACAGCUAUGAUUUGAGCAGUGCAAUUAGUGUUCUGGUACCACUUGGAGGACCUGUUUUAUGUAGAGAUGAAAUGGAAGAAUGGUCUGCUUCUGAAGCCAGCCUCUUUGAAGAGGCUUUGGAAAAAUAUGGAAAAGACUUCAAUGACAUACGUCAGGACUUUCUCCCAUGGAAGUCAUUGACUAGCAUCAUUGAAUAUUAUUACAUGUGGAAAACUACUGAUAGAUAUGUACAACAGAAACGCCUGAAAGCUGCUGAAGCUGAAAGCAAAUUGAAACAGGUCUAUAUUCCAACUUACAACAAACCAAAUCCCAACCAAAUAUCUGGCAGCAAUGGCAAACCCAACACUGUGAAUGGAGCUGUGGGAACCCCAUAUCAACCCCAGAGUGCACUGAUAGGACGGGCCUGUGAGAGCUGCUACACCACACAGUCUCACCAAUGGUAUUCUUGGGGGCCACCUAACAUGCAAUGUAGAUUAUGUGCAACCUGUUGGCUGUAUUGGAAAAAAUAUGGUGGCCUGAAAAUGCCAACACAGACAGAAGAAGAGAAGCUAUCACCCAACCCAACUACAGAGGAUCCCCGUGUUAGAGGUCACAUGUCACGUCAGGCUACACAGGGAAUGCCAGUCCGUAACACUGGAAGUCCAAAGUCAUCUGUGAAGACCCGCCAAGCUUUCUUCCUUCAUACUACAUGUUUGACCAAACUUGCUCGCCAGGUCUGCAAAAAUACCCUCCGGCUGCGGCAGGCAGCAAGACGACCCUUUGUCCCUAUUAAUUGUGCUGCCAUUAGGGCAGAAUAUGCAGACAGACACUCAGAGGUAUCAGGGAGUCCUCUGAAGAGCAAAAGCACUAGAAAACCUUUGGCAUGUAUCAUUGGUUAUUUAGAGAUCCAUCCUGCAAAGAAACCAAAUGUACUAAGGUCUACGCCAAGCCUGCAAAGCCCAUCCACUAAGCGAAUGCUUGCCACCCCAAACCAUGCAUCUCUGAGCAUCCUGGGAAAGAGAAACUACAGCCAUCACAAUGGCCUGGAUGAACUCACAUGCUGUGUUUCAGACUGAGAUGUCCUCAUCCCAUCCUCCAAACCAAGACUCACUUCACUGUCCUACUGAUGUUCACAGCUUUGGCUUAGGAAGAGGCAGUUGUGCUCCUGGCACAUUCCAGCUUGAAACCCCCAUGACCUGACCCCACACUGAGUCAAUGGCCCGCAGUGGGGAAACUUGAGUUCAGAUCCCCAUUUUGUGAAUUGAUAGAAUCUCCCGUAGCCUCUCAAGGUACAAGCUGCCCAAGAGCUUUUCAGAGAGGGGGAGACGAAAGUUUACCCUACUCUACCCUAUUUUGUCUGCAGCCUCCUCUUGAGCACAUAAAUGGUCAGCUGUAUCUCCUAGAAUGAAGCCAGUCCUGAGCCCUGAUGCCUUGAAAAGACAGUAAUGUUUCAUGGAUCAGUCUGACUGUGGUUUGUGAGGAUGUUGUAAUUGUGUAUAGGAGGGGAUAUAACAUCUUUCUGAAAGAAUCCUUAAGAAAUGUGCUCAUGUAUGUGCACCCUGCCGCGAUAUCUUUUCCAGGCAUUAAGUCACAUAGCUUUGAUACCACCUUCACAUAACUUCCUCUUUGAUGCUAAGCUUCUAUUAGUUGUGUGGUUUAUUUUAAAAGGGAAACUUUCUCUCCCCCUGGGCAGCAAGAGUCUUCAGAAUUACCUGUCUCAAGCAGCAGAAAUUGCCUUCUUUGAUUCUGUGAAAGCCUCCUUUCUUGUCGCCUGUCUUUUUAAUUGUUGGGUAUAGCCUGAGGCCUUAACGUUCACAUGUAGCCCUUAGAUUACCUUUGCCCCCACCCCUGCACCCCCCCCCCAUGCUUAAACUUUGCCUCAAAUUUGUCAUAAAUGAUAUGACACUAAUCAUUUUCUUCCCUUUCUAAGAGAACUUUCAUUCUAUUCACUGAUGAUAAUCCAGGUGUUCUGGGCUCCUGUUCACCAGGUGAUCCCUGCAGGUCAUCUGAGUGACAAACCAGCAAAGGAUGAACUGGGGCUGAAUCUGCCCUCAGAUGGCUGAGACAAGCUGAGACACAUCCGUCCGGUAAAGGACAACUUUGGCUUUUAGGAAGAUGGAAAUGGGGAGGGAGGAAGAGGGAGAGGGAGAAAAAGAGAGAGAGUAGGAGACGGACACAGACCUUGGAGGCCCCCAAGAAAUCUACGUGAAAACAGGAUUACUUCUCGUCGUUUUCUGGCUUAAAUUCCUACCCUCAGCACCAGAACUUGGUGUCUUUACAGCUGGUUAUUGUGCAGUCCUCAGCUGAGGCUGAAUUGAAAAAUAAAAUAAAACAAAAUAUGAGAGGAAAUAGUUCUCUCUAGAAGGGUGAAUGUAAAUGACAUCCCAGAAUCUGAAUUUCCACAUGUAUGACUUGUAAGUCUCGUUUCUCUAACUCUUAGGAAUGGAGGGAAACACUCAGGAGCUGCAGGCACAAGCCACCUUAUUUUCCUUUAUUAUAGGGUCCAUCGUCCAUAUAGUAUUUAAAGUUUCAUGAAAUAUGAGACAAUAUUGAGUUGAGUGAGUCUUGGGGUCCUUGUCUCUCUGGUCAGCCAUAUCCUUAAAUAGAUGGAUUUGAGUGAACAUAAGAGAAUGUAAUGCAUGAUGGGAUGAUACUCUGGGUCAAAACUUCCAGAAACAUUAAUUACUCCCUUUUUUUUUUUUAAAUGAGGGAGGCAACCCAGGCCCUAUUCCCAGGAGUAUUUCCAGAUGUGUCCUCUGAAGUAAUAUAUGAGAUAGUGACUGGGUACCAGCUGAGGAGCCAGCUAAAUGGAGACCAGGGUGAGAAAAGGAGAUUGGGGGCUCAGAAAAUCUGGAAGGAUUUCUUUAAGGGUGAUCCUUGGGCUGAAGAAAAAAGAAAAUCACAUUUGUCUGCCUGAGUGGGCUACAUGGUAGAGACUUUCAAUCUGUUCCUGUUUCCUGAAUUUUUUUUAACCUUAGAGACUAAAUGACCCAUUGUUCUCUCCCCUCCCCCUUGAAAGCCCUUAUUAAAUGCUUUUGGCCAUUGUUCACUUCAUCUUAGGAUAUUAAAAGAUGGAUGGUUCACCAAGUAUAACAAAUUGGGCAUACGGACUGGGCUGUAAAGGGGAAUAGUGCCCUAAGCAUUUGAUGCUGAGAACUUUUGCCAUUGAACUUUGAGGGAGUACUGGCUACCUGUAAACUUUGUUCAGAAGGGAUACUUUCUCUAUUUGAUGGUUCUCAGGCCAGCAACCCCUGAGCCUCCCAGAAGUAGGUUGUGAAAUACAAAUGUUCAUGAGGGAAUUAGAGGGGGAAGAGUUUAAUAACUAAACAUUCAACUUUCUAGUCCAGCUUUAUCAGACAUAUAGGACUCAUUGCUAUUCUCGAGGGUUUCUCAGGCUCUCCCAUCCUGUGACUAUAAAAUCCCAUUGUAGCAUGAUGUUUCCCUAUGUACCGCCAUCUUGUCCAUAUGUCCCAAUGAGUUACACACACAGAGCAAAUUAAGUGCAGAAAAGCUCUGUUCUUAUGACUGAAGUCAAAUGACCUUUUAAAGCCUGCAGUGUCCAUCUGUGCUGGCAUCACUUCCUCUGUUGUCUCCAGUUCCCCUCUAUGGCAUGAGUAGUCAAAAGGAGAAAACUAAAAUAAACCAUUGGUCAUGUUUUCAAUAUUUUUGUUAAAAUUCUAACUUAACAGAAGCCCAACAUCUAUUAGCCUUGGUCCACUUGAAGAUAUAGGCCUGGUUUUAAUUCUUAUGGCCACACUGAAGAGAUUCAGCAUGUUUUUCUUUCUUGUAAGGUAGUGAGAUGCCCCAUUAUGCUAUGUUCAGGUAGAGGAUAGGGGAUAAUCUGUUAGGAGAUGCUAAAAAAGGGAUUCAGGUGCUGGAUGGUAGGUUGAUCUUGGAAGGCCUGUAACGUCCCAACUCCUAGGUUCUAUGAGGCUAUGAGAAGCAUUACUUUUGUAGUUGUAUAGGACUAGCCUCUGUUAGGACUGGAUAGGUAGGGAGAAGUCACCUUACUUUGUGGUUAAAUAUCGAACUGUGAGCAUUUGAUGCGAUUGGAGGGUGUGUAGGUUGCUUUGUUUAGUUAAAAGGGGCUCUUCACUCAACUCCACCGUCCUGCCUCCCAGCCAAGUAGCUUUGUCAUUGUUUGUCUCAUAGACCCCCAACUCAUUCACUCCCCUUGGCCCUGAUGCUUCUGGUGCUGCUGUGAGUACUAACUCAAACUAGGCAUCAUAGAUAAGGAAACAGACUCAGAGAGGGUAAGUCACUUGUUCACAGUCA